Molecule: messenger RNA, 3174 nt
Organism: Triplophysa rosa
Lineage: Eukaryota; Metazoa; Chordata; Actinopteri; Cypriniformes; Nemacheilidae
Product: tumor necrosis factor receptor superfamily member 6B-like
Exons: 3
Coding region: 896-1783 (295 amino acids)
Molecular function (GO): protein binding
Source: RefSeq, a predicted model, not a curated record
ACGAUUAAUUGUUUGACAGUCCUAGAAAAAGUUAUAAAACACACCAAAUGGACCACAUAGAACACAUACAGUUUCUCUUUUUAAGGUUUCCAGCUGUAAAUAUUUUCGUAACUUGCUUUUUAUCAAUUUGUUCAAAAUAUGUGGUCAAACUAAUACAUUACGUGUAAUCAGAACAUUACAAUUGCUAAAUGGUUUGAAACCUAUAGCUUUAGUAACAAACAUUUUUGACAAAUAAUUUUGGAAAACCACAUGUUGCACUGAUGUUCAGUACAUGUCACCUGAAUAAUACGACAGCUGUUCCUGGGGUGGUCCUUUUGUACCAUACAGGUUCAAAACAUAUAAUUAUGCACAUAAUCAUAAGCACUCAUUGUGUACCUUUAACGGUACAGUGUAAUGUUCUCCCAGGAACAAAAUUGUGUCCAUACAGUACCAUUUUUUCUGACUUGCUGCAUAUUGUGCAUUUCUUAGUUGCUCAAAAUAAAACCUUUUAAAGUCAUCCUAUGCUCAUAAUUUAAUAUGGUUAGCACACAUUUAAAAAAAGAUGAUAAUGUAUCUUAAUUAUUUGUAUUUGAAUUUGGAGCUUGAAACAAUGAUACCACACAGGGUACAAACACACCUACUGAAACAUUUACUGUAGAUUAAACGUUAUAAUGAGUUAAACUACUGAGAUUUUAAGAUUAUAGUUGAAAAUAAUAAAGUAGCUCAAGUCUAAACUUGACAGGGUCCUCCCUCUGUGUGGGUGGAAAUUGACAUUUAAAAGCACUUCGUGCUUCUCAUCUUUUCAGGACGAGACAGAAAAAUGGUAAGCAAAGCCAUGCUUUACAUCUGCAUGUACACUAUGCCGCCUAAUUACUUACAGCAAUACAUGUAACUUUGAUGUAACACAUUUAUUCAAAUGCCUUUAAAUUGUUUUCAGUUGCCUCUAGCGUUAAUGCUGUUCGUGUCGUGCACUGAUGCAUCGACAGUUGAAGUCCCCACAUACCAGCACAUGGACCGACAGACAGGGCAGAUCCUCAAAUGCACGCAAUGUCCCGCCGGGACCUACAUGCGCGCGUACUGCACUCCAACCCGAGACACCGUGUGCUCGCCCUGUCCAGCGAACCAUUUCACCCAGUACUGGAACUACUUACCGAAUUGCCUGUACUGCGGUACCUUCUGCGUGGAAAACCAGCACGUGAAAGAAGAAUGCUCACCAAAAAACAACAGAGUCUGCGAGUGUAACGAUGGCUAUUUUUGGCACGCUGACUUCUGCAUUAAGCACACCGAGUGUCCGUCUGGAGACGGCGUUCAGAAGAAAGGCACCGUUUACAGUGAUACGGAAUGCGAAAGGUGUCCGCGAGGCACGUUUUCAGCAGUCGCGUCGUCGAGCGCAAAGUGCGUAAAACACACUGAUUGCGAGUCCAUGGGUCUUGUUGUGAUGCUGAAUGGUAGCCGUUGGCAUGACAACGUAUGCCUGACGUGCCAGAAUCUUCAUAAUGACGGUGGUUUAAGCAUACUGAGGGAUUUCCUGCCUCGCUUCUUUGCUCAUCAGAAAAUACGGCUCUCCAAACUGAAGAGAGUUGUGAGAUAUCUGGGCCAGAGGCAGCAAGAACGAAAACAAAAAUUCUCCAGAAGAGACUUUUUACGCAACUUCUUUUCUGAAUGGAUUAAAGGUGCUAACAUAGACCAGCUUAAAGACUUACCUAAGACACUUCAAUCAAUUAACAUGCACAAAACCGCAGAAAAACUGUUCACAAUCUUUAACAAGUUAGAUGUCUUAAAUUGUGACAUAAAUCAUGUAUAAUUGUAUUGAGUUUUUUCAUUCACUUUUUAGGACUCCUGAAGGCCAGUAAAACCUCACUUCAUUGCCGUAAAUUUUAACUAACAGUGUAUGACCCGGGACCUGAAUGGCAAGUGGCGGUGGUUUUUUGCAUGAGAAACUACAGGCUUAUCGCCAUGUUACUUUCAGUGCGUGACUUAGUGUAACAUUAUAAUUGCUAACAUAACAGACUCAUAGGAAAUACACAAGAUAAGAUAGACAUAAGAAAUACCUACACCCCGCGUCGGCUGCCUCGUUCUGGUGCUGCGAUAUGUAAAUGUCACUGCCAUAUUAGUCUUAGGUAAACCUCCCCUACAAAGACAUACAAGUCACGAGAGAGUUGCGCUUUUUUGGCAUUGAAAGCACAAUAACGUUUACUUUUCUCAAUACAUUUAAAUGAUUUACGAUCUAUGUGGAGUACAAAAACAUCAUGUUCUAGUUACUUAAAGCAACUCUUUGUAGUUUUUCCUUAAAAUAAUGUCUCUAAAAUUAUUUCAGUGGUAGAACAACUCUUAACUGGACAAAUUCUACUUUCGCUGCUACAUGAGCAGCCUCAUAGCGGCUACAACCACACUCUGUAAGUUCUGUGUUCGGUUGGUACACACAACCCCACCCAUCCCCUGCCUGCAGAAAGGCUUUCCAAACGACAUUUCUGCAUUCGCCAGUUCCAUCAGCUUAGUCAACAAAUUCACAUAUAUUGCGCUGCCCACAGGGAAGCUUAUACAGCGACAGUAUUUUCGACACUAGUAACUAGUAACCACAUGGGGAACCCAUGAGAAAAUGUUCCAUAGUGUUGCUUUAAUACCUCGAUAGUUUGUUAGAAAAUUUUUCGCUGUCAGAAAGAAUUGUGAAAUAUGCAUUAAUUGCGCCUGUUAUUCAUGUUUAAUGAAAUGUUGUGGAUAUGCAAGAGAAGCAACAGCCUAAAAAUAACCACAUGUUGCAAUAUCAGUCUAGAAUAAAGCACAGACAUGUUGAGAUAGAACAGAACAAUCUUCGAAUCAUCAAUCAUUUUUAAAGAUAAAAGCUGUUAAAGCUGUAAAACAUUUGUGUGAUAUGGUUAAACAAAUAACACUGCCGUGCAUUAUAAAUAGUAGCAGAGCGGUUUCACGUCAGACCUGUUACAUGAACAGUAAUUAACAGCUGUGUCAGUUCUGACUUAGCGAUGCAAAGUCCGAUUCAUUGUUUGUAUAAUCACGCAAUAAUUUCAUUUAGCGUUUCCUCUCUUAAGUAUUCAGUGUCAUGUAAUUUCAUUGAGAUGUUUGAAUAAAGUUAUUUGUGUGAAUGCAUAUUGCUAAUUUUUGCCUUUCAUUGUGUUUGAGACGUUUCAUUUGCCGACAUGACACGCUGAUAUGAGUAGCCUACACCAGAUUUCUGUG